CCAAGGCUCAUGUGUAGAGGCUACUCAGAGGUAUAAAAGACCUGAAGCCCAGAGAACGAAGAGGUCUGGCGGAAAAGAUUGUCACAAGAGAACUCCCCUGGGACUGAAAAAGGUAGCAUGGCUUGCUAUGGGAAGUGUGUUGGAGUGCCCCUGUUUGUCUUGUCCUUGAUCAUUCACAAUGUGCAUUCAGAUCAAGAUAGAGACAUGACACAAGGUUGUCACGAGUGUAAACUCAAAGAGAACAAAUACUUCUCCAAGCCAGGGACUCCGAUUUUCCAGUGUGUGGGCUGCUGCUUUUCAAGAGCUUAUCCCACUCCUUUGAGAUCCAAGAAGACCAUGCUGGUUCCCAAGAACAUUACUUCAGAGGCAACAUGCUGUGUAGCGAAGGAUUUUAAAAAGGUUAACCUCAUUGAAAACUCCAACCUGAAGUUGGAGAACCACACAGACUGUCACUGCAGCACCUGCUACUACCAUAAAUCCUAAAAAUGUUACCAUAAACAUAACACGCCAUGUAAACCUUUACAUUUAACUUAUCUGUUGUAUAUAUAUAUAUAUAUAUAUAUAUAUAUAUAUAUAUAUAUAUAUAUAUAUAUAUAUAUAUAUAUAUAUAUAUAUAUUCAUCUUUUGUUUAAGUCUGGAUAUCUAUUUAAAGCCUGCACCUGAAACAUAUCUAUCUAUAGAACUUUUAUUUUCUGAAAAUGAUACCCCAGAAUAAAUAAAUGCUUGAAGUGGAGAAUUGCAA
Acipenser ruthenus (sterlet) is the source of this 742-nucleotide messenger RNA. It is a transcript of the gene cga, whose product is annotated as glycoprotein hormones, alpha polypeptide. Gene Ontology annotation, biological process: positive regulation of steroid biosynthetic process; thyroid hormone generation. Gene Ontology annotation, molecular function: follicle-stimulating hormone activity. The transcript has 4 exons. Bases 118 to 483 code for a protein of 121 amino acids. Gene Ontology annotation, cellular component: extracellular region; follicle-stimulating hormone complex. Lineage: Eukaryota; Metazoa; Chordata; Actinopteri; Acipenseriformes; Acipenseridae. The record is from RefSeq and is a predicted model, not a curated record.